GUCCUCCUGCACUAACUCAGCCUCACAAGCCGCUCAAGAGCGCUCAGCCUCUCCCUCCUCAGCCUCAGAGCCACGCCAACCGAGAGGCGAGAUGUCCACCUACGUGUCUUCAGACUGCCGCCGUGUCAGUCCUUCCGUCCACGGCAACAAGUUUGACACGGCUCACCGCAAGAAGGCCGUGGCCAACAUUUUCGACAACGUGAGCCAGGACGCCCUGACCAGACUCUUCCAGAAGACGGGCGACAUGAAGGCAGAGGAGCGGGUGAGGAGCAUCUUCUCCUACUCGCACGACCCGGAGGAGACGGCCCGGGCCCUGAUGGCUCUAAAGCAGAGGAAGAAGGACAAGUUCCUCCAGAUCGCCGGCAUGCUCCGGCACAUGCUCAAACUGCGCUGACGUGACAUCGCUCGGCACUGUUUUAGCCGCUUGUGUCUCCUCUGACUCGGCUCGACUCGGAGCCCCAAACUUGGAGCGUGACUCCCGCUGGGACUCGGACGCCUACACCUGCAAGUGUCCCGGCUCGCCCGGGGAGAUGCGCGUGCUCGCAAGUGGCCGCCAGCGAGGCCACUUUGCAGCCGCCGGAGGUGAUGGGUGAUAGUCCCACCACGACCGGAUUGCAGAUGAGCUGACUGGAGAUAUGCUGGACAUAAAACGUCUUCCCUGAGACUUGAAUUAACCCAUGCGGAAGCGCCACUGUGAAGCAGCAGCACGCAAAGGAGGUGCCGGUGGAAAGCUGCAACUAUAUGAGACUUUGAGUGCCAGAAGAAGAACCUUCGUGGAUGCCUGUCCUGAACACAUGCCUUCUUUCAACAUGAACACUGUCACUGUUCUGGCUCCUAAUGCCACUCUUAUGUCAAAUCGAACAAUGAUUUUCAUAAAUGAUGUGUCCUCUUCUUUGUCCGUUCGAAUAAAUUGCUUUGUUUACAAAAGUUAAA
This is a messenger RNA of Phycodurus eques (leafy seadragon), 933 nucleotides long. RefSeq names its product transcriptional and immune response regulator a (gene tcima). NCBI's taxonomy places the organism in Eukaryota, Metazoa, Chordata, Actinopteri, Syngnathiformes, Syngnathidae. The coding region runs from base 92 to 394 and encodes 100 amino acids. Gene Ontology annotation, cellular component: cytosol; nucleus. The transcript has a single exon. Gene Ontology annotation, biological process: negative regulation of Notch signaling pathway; endothelial cell activation involved in immune response. Gene Ontology annotation, molecular function: Notch binding. The record is from RefSeq and is a predicted model, not a curated record.